Messenger RNA from Gekko japonicus, 4718 nucleotides. RefSeq names its product KIAA1522 ortholog (gene NHSL3). The transcript has 7 exons. Lineage: Eukaryota; Metazoa; Chordata; Lepidosauria; Squamata; Gekkonidae. Bases 1 to 3861 code for a protein of 1286 amino acids. The record is from RefSeq and is a predicted model, not a curated record. Gene Ontology annotation, biological process: cell differentiation.
AUGGCCGGGAAGAGCGCACCUGCGGCGUCCCCCGACGACACCUGGAUUUCCUCCGAGAAGGGGAGCGCCUCCCCGGCAGCUUCGCCCCCCAAGAAGAAGAAAUCCAAAGGCGGCUCGUCCAGCCUGCGCAGGGCCUUCAGCUGGCUGCGGGGCAGGCGGAAGAAGAAGCAGCAGAAGGGCCAGGCUGGGGGGCCCCCUGCCGAAGGCAAGAAGCAAGAAGGGCGCCCCAAGGCCAAAGGUGCUGCCAAGUCUGAUAAUGACAAGCGACUGAGUGUCCAGUACAAGGCAGGCGAGGUGAAGCCCGACAAUGUCUUCUUCCCCUGCAACCGCCCCCCACACCUGGAGGAGCUGCAUUUCCAGGCCCAGGCUGGACUCAAGUCUCUGCAGAACCAAGAGAAACACAAGCAGACCAAACGGGCCUGGGAUCAGAGCGACGCUAACAGCAUCCAGUCUUCCUGUUCGUCCACAGAGGGGGAUGACCUCUCGAUCCGAAGCAAGACUCCAUCGUGCACAACAGAGAACUCAGAGGAUGCGCUCUCCAUCCGUUCGGAGAUGAUUCAACGGAAAGGCUCCACUUUUCGGCCGCACGACUCAUUCCCCAAAUCCUCAAUGAAAGGCGAGAAGAGAAGGAGAGAGCGGAGGACAACAGUUCUGGGCCUUCCCCAACAUGUGCAGAAAGAGCUGGGUUUGAGUAACGGAUACGACUCGAAGAAACGUCCAGGCAGCAUUGCUGUCAGGGCCAGCCCCAGUCCCCAGCGUCCAGUGAACAGAACUGAGGUGUCUGGCAACACCAUCCACAUUCCCACAGUUGAUGGAAAGUUAGAGCCCACUGCUGUCCCAGAGGGUGGCGCCCGUGUCUCCCUCCCAGCCUUGGAGCUGGAGGCGGCAGACGGUGCCCUCCAACGCCACAUCGAACGUGUCUACUAUGAUGACUCAUUGCUGGGGCGUAAGACAGCGGCCAAGCUGUCCCCCUUGGUCAGGCCCAAGUCGCUGGCCGUUCCCUGGGUGACCACGCAGCCUGGCUCCCCAGAACUACUGCGCCCCGUCAUGUCCAUCUCCCCUCAAGGCACCUAUCUGUCCAAGAUUAUCCCCAAUGCUAUCUUGCCACCCAUGGUGGACGUCAUUGCCCUUUCCCGCAACAAGGUGCGCACGCUUAGCCGCUGCAGCUUGGCGACAGCCAGCCCAGCCUCGGUGCGCUCGCUGGGGCGCUUCCCCUCUGCCCCCCGCAGCCGUGAGCACUCCUCCUCCAGUGACAACUGGAGCCACUCGCAGUCCACCGAGACGAUCGUCUCCAACACAUCCACCAUCUCUUCCCACGGGGGCACCAACAGCCAGAAGACAAGUGAGGUGGGGCCGGACAGGCAGGUCCGAACGGCAGCCAGGCCUGACCUCGACCAGCUCAGCACUUGCAGCUCGGUGAGCAGGGCCCGCUCCAACUACAUCAAGGCAGCCCCUGCCUCACCCGGCCUCCUGCGGCCUCCGGGGAGCAGUGGCCGGGCCUCACCCGCCUGCAGCACCGGCAGCGUGGCCGACGGCUCGGACACCAUCAGCCUGCGCAGUGACCGCUCCACCUCUCGCAGCGUCUCCCUCAGAAAGAUGAAGAAGCCUCCCAUGCCACCACGGAGGACCUACUCCCUGUCUCAGAAGGCCCAGCAGCUGGAGGCCAGUGGGGUACCCAAGGGAAUGGGCCUGCCGCCCAAGCCGGAACGCAGGCCUCAGCGGGAAAGCAGCGAGGGGUGGGCUGCGGCACGGCUAGGGAGUCCCGGCUUGGCUGGGGAGGAUGAUGUCUUCUCCCCAUCCUCCCAGAGUGAGACCAGCAGCCUCCGUUCUGACAGCCUGGCCUACUCUGCUGACCUCUCCCACGGUGGCCUCCCCCUGCCCACCGGGGGUCAGCAGCAGGAGCUCCCCACCAAGCAAGGCUCCCCGGACCACUUUGGCCGCACCAUGUCACCCUCCAGCGGAUAUUCCAGUCAGAGCGGCACCCCCACCCUCCACACCAGGGGUCUCCUCUCCCAUGCCUCAUCUCCCAGAAGCAAGAGGCCACAACCAAAGAAACCGGAGAGGGUCUGUUCCCUGCAGUCCCCUGGACUCUCUGUCUCCUCCUCACUUACGUCCUUAUCCUCCUCUGCAUCGGAUCCACCCCCUGCUGAGACGCCCCCCUCGGGCAUGGCUCCCGCUCUGACUAAGGUGGACAGGUUUGUUAUUCCCCCUCACCCCAAGGUCCCAGCUCCCUUCUCCCCACCGCCCUCCAAGCCUCAACAGGCUGAGCUGAACACUGCCAAUAGCCCACCCCACACUUUGCCCUCCGCUGGGAAGGCCAUCGUGGAGCCUCCUAUUCUUUCCAAACCCACCAAUGGAUCACCUCCUCCAUCUCCUCCUCCUGCUUACCACCCACCACCGCCCCCAGCGAAGAAGGUCGAUGUGAGCCCCGAAGUGCCGAGCGCCUCGGAAACUCAGCCUGAUGCUCCUCAGGAUGUGCUGUGGCCCCCACCGCCCCCACCUGCGCCAGAUGAGCACGAUCUCUCUAUGGCAGACUUCCCUCCCCCGGACGAGGCCUACUUCUCCUCACUGCCUCUGCCAGAAGCACAGCCGGUCCCUGCAGAAGCACCUUCUGCUGAAGCCCCAGAGGCUCCUCCCGCUGUGGAGCCACUAGCCAACCAAAGAGCAGUGUCUGCCGAGAAGGGCAAAGAGCCUAUGCCUUCACCCUCCUUUUCCACUAUGGUCUGUUCCAAGAUCCAGCAGCAGGGAGUCCUAGAUGCCGCGUCACUGCCAGCUCCCACACUGGAGCCCCUUCCGCCUCCAAAGCUCCCCACUGUUGGGGAAGCGUCUGGGUCUCAGUUCAGCCACCGAAAGGCUGCUGCCUCAGCAUCAGCAGCGCCCCAGCCCUCUGGCCUGCAGACUCAACCAAGCCUUAAGAAGACGGCGGGCGGCUCCCGCCUGGAUCUCAAGAAGGAGCCCGCUUCUCGCAAUAAGAGCAACCCCAUGCCAAAGGAGGAUGCCAGCCUGCCUAUCGUCACCCCUUCUCUACUGCAGAUGGUGCGCCUGCGCUCGAUCAACAUGGAUGCCCACAGUCCCAUGGCAAGCUCGACUGCAGCAAAGCUGCCUGUCGAACAGAAUGGGACCAGCUUGGGUGCCAGCAGCAGGCCGGUGCAGGCUGCCCCCCAGAAGCCUAUCCGCAAGUCGCUGUCCUUGAAGGGUCCCUCAUCAGCUUCCAAAGAAGCAUCACCUUCAAGCCCACUGCACAACGCCGUGCGCUUGAAGGCCUCCACCUUGUCUUCGAGGGAUGCUCCCAGCCUCGGAACGGCAGAGAGGAAAGCCAGAAACCGGUUGACCCUGCCAACGCCCUCCACAGCAGCAACGGCUGCCCCUGGCGACACAAAAGAUGGCCAGCUCUCGCCCCUACACAAAUCCCCAGCCUCAACAGCCAGUUUCAUCUUUGCAAAGAGCUCCAAAAAGUUGGUGAUCGAGACCUCAUCGUCUCCAGAGGCCCAAGCCAACCUAAAGAAGAAUCUGGUUGCUGAACUGAUGAAUGUCUCUGGCCAGCGGCCCGCAGGAACCCUGGGGCUCAGCCAACAAGGCUCAGGAAAGCCCGAGGCCCAGAAGAAGCCCCAGAAGAUCCCCCCUCCCAUAGCCAAGAAGCCUUCACUAGCACCAGGGCACCUGCCAUCACCCCAGAGCCCAAAGCCACCGGGAGUGGAGGAGCUGAGCUCCUCCCUGUUGGCAGCUGGGGACAGGACUAAGAGGGCAGGGACUGAGAAUCAGGCCUCUCCUGUGGAGGCUGGCAGGAAAAGCCCUCCCGCAGGGCCGGAGAUGCUGCUGCAGAGCCCUCCAGCACAAGGCAUAUGGGAGGAGAUAGCAUAAGGGAAGAGCCUGCAUUGCCACCACCCCAAGAUACAGGAAUUAAAAACAAAACACAGACCGAAUCUCAGGGACCUAAGCAGGCCGGAGGAGGAUCCCAGACGUGGCAGGGAGGAAGAAGAACCGCCUUAGCCUCUGAAGGCCUUGAUAUUUAUGCAAAAAUUGUGUUGGUUUCACUUUCUUCAAUCAUACAGCUUUAUUUUACCACUUUCAUACCACUUUCCAACUGCUCCCCCCACCCCCAAAGUCUGGAGAGCUAGAGCCUUGAACAGACUUCCUUGGCUCGGUUUGCUGGUGUGCCCAUCCUUUGAUCUUCCCCUUGGAGGGUUUUUGUGUGUGUGUGCGUGCAUGAGAAAAGAACCCUUCUCCCUCUACCAUCUGCAGGAGGAGAGACUAGCGAAGUUGAAGCCACGUGGUGUGUUUCCCAGAGGAAUGCUCCAUUUCUCUUGGGGGGGGGGGGGUUGUAUUGUCAACUGGCAAGGAGUGGGGGGAAACAGUCUAUUAGGCACCUAGAAUUGUAUGAAACAAAAGCACUUUUCAAAGCAAGACUGUAACCACAGCAAGGACAGCUGUAACAGAACUCCUGCUUCAGUUUGCAGGAUGUUGCUUAGGCCCCGAUCCUUAGUGCUUACAUCAUACGGACUUGCAAAUGUGCUUCUGGUGGCCCUGCUGGUUAGCCUUGGCAUUUGAGUGGAAAACAGUGCUGUGAAGUGUAAAGCACACCUGUGAUUCGUUUUUGCAAAUCUGUCCUAAGUAGCUGAUUUUCGGGGAUGUUACCCAGCUCCAAGUCUAGGCCUGUUCACAAGUCACAGUGAACACAUGUACAAUCCAUGUGUGGUGUACACUUGAUUUUUCUUGAC